Molecule: messenger RNA, 1487 nt
Organism: Lindgomyces ingoldianus
Lineage: Eukaryota; Fungi; Ascomycota; Dothideomycetes; Pleosporales; Lindgomycetaceae
Exons: 2
Coding region: 1-1377 (458 amino acids)
Cellular component (GO): mitochondrion
Molecular function (GO): pyridoxal phosphate binding; transaminase activity
Source: RefSeq, a predicted model, not a curated record
AUGGCAGACCUCUACCACUCCAUUGAUGAGUCUCAACUGAGAGCCGAGGCAUCCUCAUGUCUCCUAACCUAUGGGUCCAAAUUUCACCCUAACAUUAUAUCCCGUGCAAAGGGCGUGUACAUCUACACUGCUUCCGGACACCGCAUACUAGACUGGACAUCUGGCCAAAUGUCCUGUCUAAUCGGCCAUGGAAAUCCGGAAAUAGUUGAAGUCAUCACAAACCACGCCGCAAACCUUGACCAUCUGUUCAGUGGCAUGUUGUCGCCACCUGUAAUCUCUCUGGCCAAAAGGUUGAUAGAUUUAACGCCGAGAGGAUUAGAUAAAACCUUUUUCUUGAGCACCGGAGGAGAGAGCAACGAAGCUGCGAUUCGGCUUGCAAAGUUUUAUACUGGUAAAUUCGAGAUUGUUGGAUUAAGCUCUAGUUGGCAUGGAAUGGUGGGCGCGGCCAAUGGUGCGCAAUAUCAUUCAGGCCGCGCUGGAUAUGGCCCAGUGCUCCCCGGAAACUUCUGCCUCCCGGCUCCAAACGCCUACAGAUCGAUUUUUCGGCAUCCCAACGGAUCGCACGACUGGCGCACAGAAUUGGAUUACGGAUUCUCACUCAUAGAUCGCCAGUCCUGCGGCUCCCUUGCAGCAGUUAUUGCUGAGCCAAUCCUGUCUUCAGCCGGUAUGCAUCCAUUACCUGCUGGAUAUCUCAAAGCUCUUAAAGAACAUUGCGACCAACGAGGGAUGCUUCUCAUAUGUGAUGAGGCCCAGACCGCUAUUGGGAGGGCUGGCGAUAUGUUUGCGUUUCAGCACCAUGAUGAUGGCGUGAUUCCGGAUAUUCUUACUCUGAGCAAAACGCUUGGCAACGGACUACCACUCAGUGCAGUGAUCACAAGCGAUAGCAUUGCCCGAUUUGCGAAGGAGAACAACUUCACUUUCUAUACAACUCAUAUCAAUGAUCCGAUUCCAGCUUCGGUUGGCGAUAAGGUGUUGGAGAUAGUCGUUCGUGAUGGCUUGGUACAAAGAUCGCGCGAACUGGGCAAAAUCCUGCAAGCCGGGUUUCGGCACCUUCAGCAGCGCUAUGGAUGUAUCGGAGAUGUGCGCGGUAGAGGUUUGAUGGCUGGUGUAGAGAUAGUCACUGACCGUAUAACAAAAGAGCCUGGGUUGGAGCUCGGGGAUCGAAUUGGCAAAAGAAUGGCAGAACUGGGGUUGUGGGCGCAGCUUGGAACUAUGCAAAGCUUCUCGGGUGUUUUCAGAAUUGCACCGCCAAUUACGAUUUCCCUGAAGGAGCUGGAAGAAGGGCUGGCGAUCAUGGAGAAGGCAUUCUCAACGGUGGCCGGAACGAUGCCCUUAUAUCAACAGGACUUUGGAGGCCGAGUGGGGGCCAACCUCUAAGAUGUGAAGUUCGUUGUCGUGGAAUUUCGAAUGAUAGGUUUUCAAGUCUUGCUUAAAGCGGGUAAAAGUCAAUAUGGCGAAACAAGCUGACAUGCUUGUUCGAGUUCUAC